AAAUGGCUUCAAAGCUAGAGGAGGAUAUAUCCUGUCCUGUGUGCACUGACAUCUUCAAGGACCCAGUUGUUCUGUCAUGUAGUCACAGCUUCUGUAAAGUCUGUCUGCAGCAGUUCUGGGAAACCAAAGGAUCCAGAGAAUGUCCAGUCUGCAGGAGGAGGUCAUCAAAGGACGAGCCACCAAUCAACCUUGCGUUAAGAAACCUGUGUGAGACAUUUUUACAGGAGAGAGGUCAGAGAGGAGCAGUCUAUAGUCUCCAUGGCGACAAACUCAAGCUGUUUUGUCACGACGAUCAGCAGCUUUUGUGUUUCUUGUGUCGAGACUCAAAACUCCACAGGAAUCACCGGUUCAGUCCCAUUGAUGAAGCAGCAGUUGACCACAAGGAGGAGAUCAAGGUCAAAGUGGAUCCCUUAAAGGAAAAGCUUAAGGCUUUUGAAAAAGUGAAACUCACCUAUGAUAAGAAAGCAAAACAUAUUAAGACUCAGGCCCAGCACACAGAGGAGCAGAUCAUGAAGGAGUUUGAGAAGCUUCACAAGUUUCUACGAGAUGAAGAGGCAGCCAGGAUAGCAGCACUGAGGGAGGAAGAGGAGCAGAAGAGUCAGAUGAUGAAGGAGAAGAUUGAGAAGAUGAGCAGAGAGAUCUCAUCUCUUUCAGACACCAUCAGAGCCAUAGAAGAGAAGGUGGGAGCUGAUGACGUCACGUUUCUACAAAACUACAAGAGCACAGUUGAGGAUCUGACCAGUGUGAGACGUGGUGAUGAGUGGCAGCAGCUUCCUGAUAACCAAGAGAGAUUUGAUUGGUAUUACAAUGUCCUUGGCUCUGAGGGCUUUAACUCAGGGACUCACUGCUGGGAUGUGGAGGUUGGAGAGAACACAUGGUGGGGUGUGGGUGUGAUGACAGAGUCUCAUCAGAGGAAGGGAAACUAUACCUCCAUGAGUGGACAGUGGUAUGUGUUUUAUAAAGAUGGUAAAUAUGGAGCAUGUUCUCCACCACAGCCCUCCACUCUCCUCACAGUGAAGCAGAAACUCCAGAGGAUCAGAGUGCAGCUGGACUGGGACAUAGGAGAGCUGUCAUUCACUGACCCUGAUAAUAACACACAUCUACACACUCUCACACACACUUUCACUGAGAGAGUGUUUCCAUACUUUAAUACUGCCUGUAAACUCUCUUCUCUGAGGAUGUUACCAGUGAGAGCUUCAGUGAAAGUAGAGCAGCACAGCAAGAGAUGAUGUCACUUCCUUUUGCACUCUGACUAAUUGGUUGUUUUGUUAGUUGCCUUAAGAAAAUCCCACAGGUGUCACAUGAUCUGAAUUCUGUAAAUAUUACAAAUUGAAGGCAAACCUCUUUGACAAAAAUGUAAAUGAAAUUCCUAAACAAGUUACUUUUAUUUUCUAAAGGUACGCUGAUGUUGGCUACAUUUGUCCAUCCUUCAGUAUAAUCUGUUAAAUCCCACUGAGGUCCUGAAACAGUGGAGCAGCUCAGCUUCAGCUUCAUUAGUCUGAUCAGACUCUGACACUGAUGUUAACACUGAAACUAAAGCUGCUUUAAUGGGCUUUAAUCCAUUGUGUGAUUUUAGUUAAUGAGAGUUUUGAAUGAUACGAGAGAUAAGGAGUUGUAAGCAAAACAUUUCAGGAACGUUUCUUGUGGUUGAUGCAGCAAUCUGGCUUUAGUCCAGUAAAGAGCUGUAACAAAGCACAUGAAUAUACUCAGGAUUCAGCAGUGUAGGUCUGAACAACAAGCAUCUCAAAUUGGAGCCAUAUACGUAUACUGUUUAACCCUCAUGUAGUGUUCUCAACAUGGUUACAGAAUUGAUCGGCCUGACAUAAAUGACAUUUGAUUCUGAUUCACUUUGAUUUAAACCUUUCUAAAGAUGCAAAUAAUUGUCACUGUGACAGUUUUGUAAACCAUUAUGUAUAAUUUCAUUAUGAUUUUGAAUCUUCCUUUUAAUGAUGUUCUACUUGUUUGUGUUCAAAAUAAUGUAAAUUCACGAUAAAAUAUAACUUAAACAUACUUACAACUAGCGUAAAUCUGAAUCUCAGGACUAUUCGUAUUUUCUGUGGCUAACAAUGUCUUUAACAAUUAACAACACACGUUGAAAAUAUGCAUCAAAUAUACAUCAUGAAAUCUGUCAUUUUACAAGAUAAUAACUCGUAUUGUGUCUUCGGUCUAAUAUGCAUGGUUGAAUUUAUGAAGAAAAUGCACACCUAUUCAGAUCAACAUCCAACCGACUGCAUUAAAUGUGA
Clupea harengus (Atlantic herring) is the source of this 2243-nucleotide messenger RNA. RefSeq names its product nuclear factor 7, brain-like. The transcript has 5 exons. The record is from RefSeq and is a predicted model, not a curated record. The coding region runs from base 3 to 1229 and encodes 408 amino acids. Gene Ontology annotation, molecular function: zinc ion binding. Lineage: Eukaryota; Metazoa; Chordata; Actinopteri; Clupeiformes; Clupeidae.